UGGUCCGGGGCGUUCGGGCACCGCCUCGACGGCGGCUCCGCCGGACGCGCGGACUGGACCGCAGCCCGCACCCCGAGCGGACGGCGUCAUGAGGCACCUGCCGUACUUCUGCUGUGGCCGGGUGGUGCGGAGCUUCGGUCGCGGCCCCAAGCAGCCGGGCAUCCCUACAGCUAACUUUCCUGAACAAGUAGUAGAUAAUCUUCCAGCUGAUGUAUCCACUGGCAUAUAUUAUGGUUGGGCCAGUGUUGGAAGUGGAGACGUCCAUAAGAUGGUGGUGAGCAUAGGGUGGAACCCAUACUACAAGAAUACAGAAAAGUCCGUGGAAACUCAUAUCAUGCAUACUUUCAAAGAGGACUUCUAUGGGGAAAUUCUCAACGUGGCCAUCGUCGGCUACCUCAGACCAGAAAAGAACUUUGAUUCUUUAGAGUCACUUAUUUCAGCAAUUCAAGGUGAUAUUGAGGAAGCUAAGAAACGACUAGAUUUACCAGAACGUUUGAAACUCAAAGAAGACAAUUUCUUCCAGGUUCCUAAAAGCAAAAUAAUGAAUGGCCACUAA
Molecule: messenger RNA, 556 nt
Organism: Balaenoptera ricei (Rice's whale)
Lineage: Eukaryota; Metazoa; Chordata; Mammalia; Artiodactyla; Balaenopteridae
Product: riboflavin kinase-like
Exons: 1
Coding region: 89-556 (155 amino acids)
Biological process (GO): riboflavin biosynthetic process; FMN biosynthetic process
Cellular component (GO): mitochondrion
Molecular function (GO): riboflavin kinase activity
Source: RefSeq, a predicted model, not a curated record